AUGAAUGAUGAAGAACGUAAUGCGAUAAUCAAUUCAGGACUCAAAUUAAAGAAAGCUUAUCCUCAACCACUUUUCUUGUACACUUCUUUUAUCAAAGAUUUUAAUUGGAAUGAGCUUGAAACAGUGGUCAGUUGGUACACUCACAAUGCCCCGGAUGAUCCCGUUGCGCGUGAUAAUUCAAUCUGGCAAACCACAUAUCAGGAUAGUAAUAACAUCAAUCAAAUGGCAUUACAAUUUCUCACACAAACAUAUAAACUCAUCUUCCGAACCGCUGAAAAUUUAGAAAGUUUAUUCAUCGAUACAACCUAUCUUUUAUAUUUGCUUCCGGACUUCACUUCCUCAUUUCAUACACCGUUUAUUUUGGCAAAAUUGAAAAAAGUCAAGCUUUCAUUGAACUACGACGAAGAAGAAUGGGAAAACAAUACAGAAAAUUUGAGAGAUUUGAUAAAUGCAUUAAAGUUGGUGAGCCGUAAUAUCAGGAUUUUGGAAAUCAGUACCAAUGUACUUGAAUUAAGUAAUAUUCAUCAGCUUUGUGAUUUACUCAAAUUUCAGCAUAAUUUAGAGGAUCUUAUUUUAGAAAAUAUUAGAGAUGAACAUGUUUCAAUCAUUCAUACUCUUCAGCAGCAUCAGGCAAAAUCUCUAGUUUACCUAGAAUUCCGCUAUUCUUCUCUCGCAAUUUGGACAGUAACCUUACUUAAAAAACUAGAGAUAUUUACAAGAAUGGAAGGAAUAGCAUUUAUGUCGUGCAGAUGGAACAGCAGACAUGAAAACUCUUUUAUUGAUUGGUGGACAGAGUUAUCACAAUUUCCAACGAGUCUAAAUAGGUUAUAUUUUAAUUGUACCGCAAUAAAUGAUAAAAUCGUGAUUCCAUUGAUAAAAAUCGUUGGAAACAAUUUAAAGGAGCUUGUAGUUCGAAACGAUUGUACUCAACAAUUGUUCGAAGUCAUUGCGGAACAUGCGAAAAAUAUUUCUUCUUUGGAACUCGGGCUUGAAGUUGCAUCAGCACCAUUUCUUCAAACAAUAAUAUCACUUCAAAGCUUGCAACAUUUAAGCUUGAGAUCAGCUUACUUGCUAUCUGAUGACUUUUUGAUAGAAUUAUCGAAAAACAUGAAACCAAAUACGAAAUUCUAUUGCGCUUCUGAAUUAACUCCACACGUGUUGGCUUCCUUUCUAUCAAAUCGCAUUAAACCAACUGAUUACCAUAAUGCUAUACUAUGGCCCCGUAACUUUUAA
Ambispora gerdemannii is the source of this 1233-nucleotide messenger RNA. Lineage: Eukaryota; Fungi; Glomeromycota; Glomeromycetes; Archaeosporales; Ambisporaceae. The record is from the annotation of a GenBank genome assembly.